AUGCCGAAAGCAGAAUUUGGAUCGACGAAGUACCUGAACAAUAAAAUGAAAUCGAAGGGACUACAGCGACUUCGAUGGUACUGUCAAAUAUGCGAAAAGCAAUGCCGGGACGCCAAUGCGUUCAAGAUGCACACCCAAAGCGAGUCACACACGAGAAAGAUGCUGCUAGUUGGUGAGGAUGCGAAGAAGUAUAUCGACGACUUUAGCAGUCAGUUCAUCAAGGACUUCUUGCAGCUACUACGAACCUCCCACGGAGAGAAGCAAGUGCAGAUCAACCACUUUUACCAGAACUACAUCGCCAACAAAGAGCAUGUCCACAUGAAUGCUACCAAAUGGCAUUCUCUUACAGACUUCGCAAAGCACCUGGGAAGGGAAGGAAUUUGCAGAGUCGAGGAAAAUGAUAAGGGAAUCCAUAUCGCAUGGAUAGAUGACUCCCCGGAUGCCUUACGGCGAAAAGAAGCGGUGCGGAGGAAGGAGAUGCAAGAUAAGGGAGACGAAGAGCGCGAACACAUGUUAAUUAAGGAACAAAUCAAGCGUGCGAAGAGGGAAGCGGGUGAGCAAGACGAGGACGAGGUCGACAAUUCGGAAGGCAAAGAACUCAAGAGACAAGAGGGAGAGAAGAUCAAGCUCUCUUUUGGCGUCAAGCCCGCUACUCAGCCGGCACCAACACCCUCUCCAGAUAAAUCUACCCCAGAGAUAUCAGUGCCGCCACCGAAAGACGCAGAGAAGAAAGAGGAAUCAACAGCUACACCAGAACAACCUCCCACGACCCAGAAACCUGCCGCUGCUCCUAUUUCGCUUAAAAUGGCAGCGAAGCCUCAACCCAAGAACGUCUUCGCGGCUGCGAAAAAGAACGCGCUCGCGGGAGCGUCGAAGAAAGCACCGGCCUUUGGAGAGCCGAAGAAGAUGAGCGAAGCUGAGCGCAUUAUGAAGGAGGAGAUUGAGCGCAAGAGGGCUCGGGAGAGUUCGGGUAGGGGCGGGUUUUCUAAUAAGCGACAGAGAAAUUAA
This is a messenger RNA of Daldinia childiae, 1008 nucleotides long. Its product is annotated as KIN17-like protein. Gene Ontology annotation, biological process: DNA damage response; DNA replication. Lineage: Eukaryota; Fungi; Ascomycota; Sordariomycetes; Xylariales; Hypoxylaceae. The record is from RefSeq and is a predicted model, not a curated record. The transcript has a single exon. Gene Ontology annotation, molecular function: double-stranded DNA binding. Gene Ontology annotation, cellular component: nucleus. Bases 1 to 1008 code for a protein of 335 amino acids.